Molecule: messenger RNA, 2496 nt
Organism: Podarcis raffonei (Aeolian wall lizard)
Lineage: Eukaryota; Metazoa; Chordata; Lepidosauria; Squamata; Lacertidae
Gene: PLA1A
Product: phospholipase A1 member A
Exons: 10
Coding region: 385-1521 (378 amino acids)
Biological process (GO): lipid metabolic process
Molecular function (GO): carboxylic ester hydrolase activity; lipase activity
Source: RefSeq, a predicted model, not a curated record
UAGACUUUGCAGCGUCUUCUGCGCAGCCUCUUGCCAUUGAUCUGAGGCCGCCAAUCAACAGCUUCAUUCCAUCCCUAUCUUUUGAAACAGAGUUAGUAAACAGUGCUUUGACUCUCUGCCAGAUGGUUGUGUGGCUUUGAUUCACCAGUGUUUGUCCAGCGGUCUGAACAGAGGGGUCAUUGAAAUGCAUAGAAAACAGCACUUGGAACUCCUCCUGCUGAGCUGACGCCUGGAUUCAACCGAUUGUUGCAAAGGGGAAAGGAGCUGCUAGUGUCCCAAGCCUCAGUGCCUGUUGACCAUUAACCAAGACCCCAAACUGAUCCACUGGGCUUUAGCUCACACACCCGUUCAUCUACUACAACCACGAAGGACCCAACAGGGAAGAUGGUUACUGACCCAAGGAGAUGUCCUGCCUUAACGAUCAUGGUACGACUGCUUUUCAUCUUUGUUGGUGCAGGGUCUGAAAAUAUUACAAGAAGCCAAGCAUGCACCGAUUUCCAGUCUGCAAGCUUAUUGCGCGGCAGCAGUCUCAAAGUUCAGUUUCUCCUGUUCUCCUCUUCCAACCCCAGCUGUGGACAGCUGCUCUCCACACGGGAGGACCUGCAGAACUCCAGUUUCAAUGCCACCUUGGGAACCAAAGUAAUAAUCCAUGGUUUCAGGGUCCUGGGGACAAAGCCCUCCUGGAUAGACGGGCUGAUUAAGGCCUUGCUGCAGGCCACCCAAGCCAACGUGAUUGCUGUCGACUGGGUCCACGGCAGCACAGCAGCCUAUUAUGCCGCAGUGGAAAAUGUGAUGAAGUUGGCACUAGAAAUAGCCAAUUUUAUUCGCAAGUUGCUGGACUUGGGAGUGCCUGAGAAAUCCAUCCACCUUAUUGGGGUGAGCCUUGGAGCCCAUGCCGGGGGUUUGGUAGGCCAUUUCUUUGAAGGCCGACUGGGAAGGAUUACUGGUCUGGAUCCUGCAGGGCCCAAGUAUACCAAGGCCAGCCGCGAAGAGCGCCUAGAUCCGGGAGAUGCUGUCUUUGUGGAAGCCAUUCACACGGAUGCAGACAAUUUUGGUAUCCGGAUACCUGUUGGCCACAUUGAUUACUAUGUCAAUGGUGGCAGAGAUCAGCCUGGAUGUCCCCGUUUUAUAUCAUCUGGCUAUAACUACCUGAUCUGCGACCAUAUGAGAUCGGUGCAUUUCUACAUCAGCGCCUUGACUGACCCCUGCCCCAUGAUGGCUUUCCCUUGCACGAGUUACAAGGAUUUCUUAACUGGCCACUGCUUGGACUGUUUUAACCCUUUCCCCCUCUCCUGCCCAACAAUAGGACUGCUAGACAAUGGAGGAGUCCAUGUGGGGAAACUAUCGACAGAGGUAAAGGUUUACCUGACCACAGCUGCAUCAGCACCAUACUGUGUGUAUCAUAGCCUGGUAGAAUUUCGCCUGCAGACGAGGAGGACUUCGGACACCAACAUUGAGAUCGCCUUUCUCAGCAGCAACUCCUCAUUCAGCACCAGCAUCACCAUGAGGCUUGUCAUCUGACUCCUUUGUUCUUUCUGCCACAAGAGAGAAGAGCUCUUCAGCUGCCAGCCUUGCAGGCUUGUUUACUAUGCUAAACCUGACAGAGCAAAAAGAUUGUGGAGCAACUUCUCUUAUUUUACCGAAAGGGAAGGUGAUGGGACUUCCCAAACAUGCUAGGAAAUAAUCUUGGGCAAUUUGACCCUCUUUUUGCACCCGGGAGGAAACCUUGCUACUCCCCCACCUCCCUUUUUUUUUUUUUACUCUUCCCUUUUGUAAAGCUUAGGAAACUCUAAACAGUCAAAGAAAGAGGAAGGGACACGCAAAUACAUACAAAGAAAUAAACCAACAAAUGGGUUCUGAGGGAAAUGUAAUGGUGAAGGUGCACCCAGGAAGGACGUGAAGAGGUGCAGGGAUUAACCUCCCAGAAUCUCAUUGCAUGUGCAAAAGACUACACACCCAUCAAAGGACUGGGAAGUAGAAAUCUAGGGCAUACACACUGGUAGAGUUUAUGCUACUAUUUCCUAGUGGGCUCGGGGGGGGGCGUAAAUCAGGCAUGUCCACAGCCCUUUUUGGGGGCCUAAUCCAGCCCACCAGCGGGUUCAGUCCGGCCCCUGUGGUCGGCCCUCACACAUGUUCACUUCAUCAAAUCUGGCCCUCUUUGAAAAAAGUUUGGGCACCCCUGGGGCAAAUGGAAUGGGGGGGAAACAUGGAACAACAGCUGGGCAAACAUGAGCUGUUUACAGAAGGCUGGUAAUAUUGUGUGGACACUGAGGUCCAGCUCCGAGGGCCUUCUGGCGGUUCCUUCAAUCGGUGCAAGAAGUGAAGCUACAGGGAACUAGGCAGAGGGCCUUCUCGGUGGUGGCACCCGCCCUGUAGAAUGCCCUCCCAUCAGAUGUUAAAGAAAUAAACAACCAUCUGAUGUUUAGAAGACAUCUGAAGGCAACCCUGUUUAGGGAAGUUUUUAAAGUUUGAUCUUGUCAUGUUUUUAAUAUUCUG